Messenger RNA from Anopheles stephensi (Asian malaria mosquito), 2027 nucleotides. RefSeq names its product heat shock protein beta-1. Gene Ontology annotation, molecular function: protein folding chaperone. The transcript is spliced from 4 exons. NCBI's taxonomy places the organism in Eukaryota, Metazoa, Arthropoda, Insecta, Diptera, Culicidae. The record is from RefSeq and is a predicted model, not a curated record. Bases 587 to 1183 code for a protein of 198 amino acids. Gene Ontology annotation, biological process: protein refolding; response to heat.
AGAAUACAAGAACUGUCAUACGUCAUGUUAUUGUGAACAGAAACUUCCGUGAAAAACAAAGGGGAUUAAAAAUUUUGUAUCAUGUAUAAUCAAAAUACAGCCUUAUUUUCUUUUAUAUUACAAUAGAAAGUUAUUUGACGGAUUUUUUUUUUAGAAAAUAUACAUUCAAAUUAUCUUUUUUGUCUUUAGUUCGCCCAGAUGGUAUUGAGUGACAGUACAACAGUUGUAUCGUGCGAGCUGUCGUAAUCCCAAUAAAUACAGACACAAUUUCGAGACAGAACUUCAGUGUCAGAGUGUUUUUGUUUCGAGAAAGGUUACGCAGCCUGGUAGCGCAGAGAAGCAUUAUUUGCUCUACGUUUUCUAAAAGUAAUAUUUUAUCGCUUACUUCGUUGGACAAGUGAAUGAUAUUUCGGAAAGUUGUGUUUUAUUACUUUUGUCUGUGUUUUCUAAGCUAAUAUUUUGCAACGAAAGCAAACAGCUUCUGACUGUUUCGGGGGUCAGUGCUUCUGUUCAGUUUGUGAAUUUCUUAUAAAUUUCGGCACAUUCUGCUCCGCUAUAUUGCAAUUCAAUCCCACCGGAUAUAAUCAUGGCUGAUAACGUAAACAAACGCAACAUCCCAAUCAAACUUGGCGACUUCAGCGUGAUCGAUACAGAGUUUUCCAGCAUCCGUGAACGAUUCGAUUCAGAGAUGAAAAAGAUGGAGGAAGAGAUGGCCCGAUUCCGAUCGGAUCUUAUGAAUCGCGAACCGAAUUUCUUCGAGACUACGUCCAGUUUCUCUUCCAAGAAGGUUGCUACAUCAACCAGCUCUACAACAUCUAAUGCUGCUACCUCAAUGAAGCUCCCACAAACUCAAAGCGGAUCAGACAUUAGCUCUCCCUUGAUUCAGGACGAUGGUGAUGGUAAAGUGCUGAAACUGCGUUUCGACGUGAGCCAGUAUGCACCAGAAGAAAUUGUCGUCAAAACGGUCGAUAACAAGUUGCUAGUACAUGCCGAACACGUGGAAAAAUCCGAUACCAAAUCAGUGUAUCGGGAAUACAACCGUGAAUUUAUGCUACCAAAAGGAUGUCUGCCCGAGAACAUUAAGUCGUCACUCAGCAAGGAUGGUGUGUUAACGGUGGAUGCACCUAUCCAACCCGAUGCCCUUCUCGGUGGCGAGACGAUGGUGCCAAUCGCACACAACUAACCGCCAAAAGGCCUUUUUAUCAUCAUCCACUAUUGACCGAUGUCCUUCCCAUUUUGUUUGUUGCAGCUCUUUUCGCUAUCUAUCGACUAACUAUGGCUAAUCAAAGCACUUACAUAUACGUAACCCUGUGAAAAAGUAGACAGGAAACAUUCGGGAUGAAAUGUUUGCGGGUAGUUUACUUUAAACGCUUCAAUAGCUUUUGUUUUCAUUGAUGUCUUGUAUUGAAUCACUGUCAAAACUUUGGAUGUUACUGAGGAGGAGAUUUGUAGAUCAACUCGAAAGUUUAAAGUAUCGCUACUCCCACACUUCCGUCUCAAUAAAUUGAAAUGAUUUUUGGUGCGGUUUUAUAUGGUAAAUAUAAAACAGAAAGUAAGGAAAAUUAAGCGCUUGUAUUGUUUUUUGACACGAUACCACCAUGCAUAUAGGAAAGGUAAAAACUUGAAUAUUAGCAAGUAUCUAAAGAAAAAGUGUCCUAGUGUACUGAACAACGAAUUGCUACCAUUGUGCUGAGCGUCAUGUACGCUUACGGACAAAGUGAAUGGAAUUUUAUUAUUAAUAAGGAAGAAACAAUACUAAUGAUGCAGCAAAAUUUGUGUAUGAAAAAUGUAUUUCGCUCCUUUCAUUUUUAACUUGAAAGUUGUUUGUUUCAGGUUUCUCCGGCAGAGCUGCUGUUACGACAAAAAAACAGUUUUGAGGCUUCUAUAUUACAUUUCAUAAAUUGCAUAGAUAAAUUGCUCGCUUGAAUAAACUUGUAAAUUGCUAUUAACACCACAGUUCAUUUGGUUAUUUGUAUUUCAUUCUUUUGUGUUGUAUGUUGAUAAUAAAAUAUAUAUUCAGCUUUUAA